GCUUCAGGGUUUCAAUGAUCUCGUGGGCGGAGGGAUGCUUGGCUGAGAGCCUGAGGUCCUGAGUAAAUCAAGGCAGUAAAAAUAAAAAAAAAAGGAAAAGAAAAAUAAAAUAUAAAUGAAGUGAAUGAUAUAUAUGGAUUUCGUAGAUGUAAAUAAAAAAAUGGCGCAAUUGUUCUAUCUGCAAAAUUUAAGAAAAUCCUUUCAAAGAAAAAAGAAAAUCCAGUCAUCUUAGUUUCUGUUUUUCUUCUUUUAAAAUCCUAGACCUGAUAGGACGUCCUAUUUUAUUCGAUUCUUCCUCCGCUCUGCUUUUGCUUCUGAUUCUGGAAAGCUUGCUUAAUGACAGAGAAGAGGAGAUAUUUUCCAUUUCAGAGAACAUAGUACAUGCAAUUGAAUGAAGUCUCUUUGUAUGGGAUGGAAGGAACAGGUGAAGAAGUGACUGCAAAUGAUGCCGUGGAAGGUGUACACCUCAGAAGGAAAGAAAACGAUCAUGCUCUGAAACCAAGCAACCACAAUAUGUUGGAUCCAUCCACCAUGUUUAUAUCUCUGGGGAGUGGUUGGGCCGAGAGCUCACCCCAAGGAUUUACAGAUGCUUUACAUAGUCGGAGCUUAAACAGAUGUGUAAGCUCUUUAGCUGGAUCAGAACCUAUGUGUGCUAGCCCUCAUUCUAUUAAUGAUGCUGGAGUAAUGGUUGAAGAAUUAACAUUGAAUAAUUACAAGAACCCAAAUUUAUCUGUACAUGAUAGCUCAAACAAUCGGGAAGGAACAGUGGUUAGGCAGGGCAAGUGGCAAAUCCUGUAUCAGUUAGCAGGUGGGUUGGGAAGUGAGAGUUCACAUGGACAUACGGUGUCCAAAGACAAGGAACCAGUCAUGUCAAGUGGAGAAGAGGAUUUUGGUAGUAUGUUUCUCCCAGAAUUUUGGUCUCAGAAGCACCUGCCCUAUAAGCAAUCCAAUCAGGAAGGCAAUGAGAUCUCUAAACAAAAUGGUAAUGACAAUGCUGUCUUGAAUGAUGGACUACUUCCAGGAGGCAUUCGGACAAAGGUUCUAUCUGCAUCUGGCUUUUCUCAAUAUUUUGUCAAGAAUACCUUAAAGGGAAAGGGAGUUGUAUUUAAUUGUCCAGAAACUCGUGAUGGUGUUGCUGCCAUGGGCCAAUUUAAUGAGAAGGCUGCUUACGUUACUAGGGUAGCUUCUGAUCCAUCACAUCAUUCAAGUGCAAAAACCAGAGAUCCACCCCCACGUAUUGCUGCUGGGGCUGGCCUUGAUUCGUUUCAUGAUGAAACAAGUUUAAGAGAGUGGCUGAAACCUGGGUCCUGUAAAAUAAAUAAAGUUGAGAGUCUCUAUAUAUUUAGGCAAAUUUUGGAGCUGGUGGAUCACUUGCACUCCCAAGGAAUUGCCUUGCAAGAUAUACGGCCAUCUUGUUUCAAAUUAUUGUCUCCAAAUCGGAUCAAGUAUGUUGGUUCGCUGGUUCAGAAAGAACCAUUAGAGAGUGUUAAGGAUCAAGAUAUUCCCUAUCCAGAACAUCCUUCCUGUAGGAAGAGAUCCUUGGAUCAGGAUUUACAUGCAUACAAUGGUUUAAAUAUAAAGCAUCAAAGGUUGGAUGAGAACAUGGCAUUUGCUCAGCAACAUCACCGGCUCCCGAUUAGAUCUGGCUCCAAGCAUGAAGCAGUAAAUGGGCUUGAUGUGAAUAAUAUAUGCAUGCAGGAAUCUGGGUAUGAUUUCAUUCGAUGGCAUAACCCAAAUACAGACCAGAAGACUCUAAACAUGCCUGGAAGCCCAAGUGUAUCAAUUACAACUAGACAGCAGCUACUUUCUGUAAAUGUUCAGUUGGAAGAGAAGUGGUAUACUAGUCCAGAGGAGCAGAGUAACAGGGGGUGCACGUUCUCUUCCAACAUCUACAGCCUUGGAGUUCUUCUAUUUGAGUUAUUUAGCUAUUUUGAAUCACGGGAAGUGCAUGCAAAAGCAAUGUUGGAUCUUCGCCACCGGAUUCUUCCUCCAAUCUUCCUGUCAGAAUAUCCCAAGGAGGCUGGAUUCUGUCUUUGGCUUCUUCAUCCUGAACCUUCAUCCCGGCCAACAACAAGGGAAAUUCUACAAUCUGAUAUGAUUUGUGAAUCUCAAGAUUUAUCAUCUGGAAGUGAAGUGUCAUUAACUACUGAUGAAGAUUAUGCUGAGUCAGAAUUGUUACUACAUUUUCUCUUAUCUUUGAAGGAAGAAAAGCAGAAGCAGACCUCCAAGUUAUUUGAAGAUAUCGGAUGCUUAGAGGCGGAUAUUGAAGAGGUUGAGAAAAGGAACUUAUUAAGAACAACUGAUAUUCCUUUUCAGAUGCAUAAAAGUUUCUCUAGUUCGAGGGAAUUUGGAUUCCUUCUUAAAGAAGGCUCAGAAACACAUAGCAGAGUACCUCCUGUAUCAAAUAGGAAUGAGGCAAGGUUGAUGAAGAAUAUUGACCAGCUUGAAAGUGCUUACUUCGCUAUGAGAUCCCAAAUUCAGUCUCCAGAAGCAGAUGCCUCUGCACGCUCUGAUAAAGAUCUACUAAAGAACCGAGAUAGAUGGUUUUCAGAACAAAAUGGUAAUGAUGAACUGAACCAGGUGCCUACUGAUCGUGUUGGAACCUUUUUUGAUGGUUUAUGCAAAUAUGCUCGCUAUAGUAAGUUUGAAGUACGUGGAACAUUAAGAAAUGGUGAUCUUCUUAAUUCUGCAAAUGUGAUUUGCUCUUUGAGUUUUGAUCGGGAUGAGGAUUACUUUGCUGCUGCGGGGGUUGCAAAGAAAAUUAAGAUAUUUGAAUUCAGUGCCCUCUUGAGUGACUCUGUUGACAUCCAUUACCCAGUGAUUGAGAUGUCAAACAAAUCUAAGCUCAGUUGUGUUAGCUGGAACAACUAUAUCAAGAAUUACUUGGCUUCAACUGAUUAUGAUGGUGUUGUUCAGCUAUGGGAUGCAAGCACUGGUCAAGGGUUUUCUCAAUAUACAGAGCACCAAAGAAGGGCUUGGUCUGUUGACUUCUCUCAAUUAGACCCCACAAAGUUGGCUAGCGGAGGUGAUGAUUGUUCAGUGAAGUUAUGGAGCAUUAAUGAGAAAAACAGUAUCAGCACAAUCAGGAAUGUGGCCAACAUAUGUUGUGUUCAGUUCUCUGCUCACUCCACCCAUUUGUUGGCAUUUGGUUCUGCCGAUUAUAAGACUUAUUGCUAUGAUCUUCGGAAUACAAGAAUCCCUUGGUGUACAUUGGCCGGGCAUGGGAAAGCUGUUAGCUAUGUAAAAUUCCUAGAUUCUGAGACCCUUGUUUCUGCAUCCACUGACAAUACAUUAAAGCUCUGGGAUCUCAACAAAACCAGUUUUAGUGGGUUGUCCACCAAUGCUUGCAGCUUAACCCUUGGUGGUCACACUAAUGAGAAGAACUUUGUUGGUCUAUCAGUUUCUGAUGGGUAUAUAGCUUGUGGUUCAGAAACCAAUGAGGUUUAUGCAUAUUACAAAUCUUUCCCUAUGCCAAUCACUGCUCACAAAUUUGGUUCCAUUGAUCCUAUUUCCGGCCAAGAGACUGGAGAUGACAAUGGACAAUUUGUCUCUAGUGUCUGUUGGAGAGGGAAGUCAAACAUGAUAGUUGCUGCUAACUCUAGUGGAAGUAUAAAGUUGCUGCAAAUGGUAUAAGGAAGAUGUACUUUUCCCCAGCUGUGCACAGCUUUUUGGUCCUACAAAUUUGGGAGUCCCUGGGGCUGGGGUGAAACAAACUUCACCCCAAACAAAAGUAAUAGGAAAACAGAUGUGAGAACUGAGAGAUUGACGACAGAAGCAGAAGAAAGAUGAGCCACCAGGUAUCUUUGUGAUUGUAAUUAACUGCUGUUUGGUUCUCCUUGUCCUUGCUUAUCAAAGAAAAUAGUCAGCUUUGUCAAACCAAUUGCUCAGUCGAUUAUAACAUCUUAGCUCCAUACUGAGCUCCUAGGUUUGAUUAUAGAGAGGCUUGGUGCAGUUGAAUACCUCGUGGCAUGCAGCGUCAACCCUGGAAGACAAUACCAGAUGGGGCUCCAGUAAAUCUUCAUGGAAAAUUAUCCAGUAUCUUCAAACCAGGAGUUAAGGUACAACUGCAAGGUUCUUAAGCUUUAGUGCCAUCAGAUUAUGUUGCAGAAUAGCAAAAGGCCUUCAAGACAUGGUUGAAGCAUUUGCAUUGAAGUUGUUUUAGACUCUGGGUUCAGGCAUUUGCGAAGAAGUUGCACAAGAUCCUGGACUCAAGUCUGCGAGACAGAUGUAAUGGUUACAAGUUGAGCGUUGCCUUGCUUGCUAUCCAAUUAAAUGUUGAUUAUUCAACAACAAACUAAAUGUUGAUGGUGCCAACGAAUCAUAUUGGGGUGAUUGAAGAGCUUGGAGCUUUACGUGACAACGAUAAUACCUGUUUGACACAGCCUGUAAAUUUGUACAUUUAAGCGGAUUAACUGUGCGGUCCUUCAUAUUUUGUGGUAAGAGAAUGCCUGUUUAACAUACAUUUCUUCAUGAGGAUUAACUGACCCUGUUAAACAAUUCAAAAAGAAAAAAAAAAACCACUUAACAUGUAUCUAGAUAAAUUAUUGUUGAAAUUUAUAUACAUUA
Messenger RNA from Nelumbo nucifera (sacred lotus), 4566 nucleotides. Its product is annotated as protein SPA1-RELATED 2-like. Gene Ontology annotation, biological process: photomorphogenesis; protein phosphorylation. Gene Ontology annotation, molecular function: ATP binding; protein binding; protein kinase activity. Lineage: Eukaryota; Viridiplantae; Streptophyta; Magnoliopsida; Proteales; Nelumbonaceae. The record is from RefSeq and is a predicted model, not a curated record.